This is a messenger RNA of Cherax quadricarinatus, 1630 nucleotides long. RefSeq names its product M-spondin (gene mspo). Lineage: Eukaryota; Metazoa; Arthropoda; Malacostraca; Decapoda; Parastacidae. The record is from RefSeq and is a predicted model, not a curated record.
GCGUACAUAAGGAGCGAGCGAGGGGUAUGCACACUGUGUCGGUACUUGGCGAGUGUGGCUGCUAGUGCUCUCCUUCACUCAGUGAGACCAGCGUUCCUGUUUGCUACAAGACUCUCCCUUCUCUCACUAUACAUCUCUCCUUCGCUCUCACUUGGCGCCUCUCUGCCUACAACCAUGACGCUACCGCGAUCCUUAGCCACGCUGGUGCUGCUGCUCCUGGGUGUGUGUGUUGAAGCGAGGGUGACCAACACUACCAGUAGCAGCGCCUCAGCCUCCUCCUGCGAUCCCAACAAACUCACUGUGUAUAAAGUGUUGUUGCAGACAGCCUGGAGCAGAGAGGUGUUCCCCAAGCAGUACCCUGAGUGGCGACCCCCAGCACAGUGGUCCAAAGUUGUAGGUCGCUCCCACAGUGGAUCCUUCCGUCUGUUCCGUAUGGGAGAAACAGCGUCUGAGGGGCUGAAACAGUUUGCCGAGCUUGGCCAGACAGAGGUGUUGGAUGCCCAAAGUCAAGGUCAAGGUGGUAUCCUUGACGAAUUCAACGCUCCGCCCAUCACACAGGGUGUGGGAGAGACCCAGGCUGAGUGCUUCGUCGAUGGUAACCACUCCAAGGUGUCUCUCAUCUCCCGGGUGGUUCCAUCACCUGACUGGUUUAUCGGUAUCGACAGCUUCGACCUGUGUGUGGAGGGCAAGUGGGUCGAGUCUGUAGUGCUAGAGGUGGACCCCCUAGAUGCAGGUACAGACAACGGGUUCACCUUCACCUCCCCUAACUGGCCCACCAUACCUAAAAAAGCCGUCAGUCGCAUCACUGCUCAGAGCCCCGAUCAUCCGGCCAACUCCUUCUUCUAUCCGGACGUGCCAGAACAUCCUCCAAUCGCCACCUUCCAUAUUAUCAAGGUGAAAGAGUACGAGCUGGCUCGUGUGUUCUCACCGUCAGUGGUUCGAGCGUCGGCCCAGAGGUACUCCCCCAGGGACCUGGCUGGUGACGUCACCCCUGACACUACCCAGGGAGCUGAACCCCUGGACAACGAAGUGAGUAACAGCAUCCUGCCCAAGACCAGCGAACCCAUCGAGAACGUAGAACCCACUGAUGCCUCCGACAACACUGUCGACACUCCCGGCAAGAAUGUACUGAUGAACACCUUCGUUGACAAGUUCAAGAAGAAGUACAGGAAGAACAGGAGAGGCAGGAAGAUGGGACCAGGAAGAAAGUUGGACCAACGUAGAAAGACGGAGCGUCGCCGUGCUCGCGUCCCUCGUGACUGUCGUGUUAGCGAGUGGUCUGAGUGGUCCAACUGCAGCAAGACCUGUGGCAUCGGGGAGCAGAUACGGACGAGAACUGUGGUGAGACACGCACGGCGGGGCCGUCCUUGCCCUAACCUGCAGGAGACCAAGUGGUGUGGCUCAUCCAGGGACUGUGACCACAAGUACUUCGACUGGUAGACCUGGAACACUCCACACUGGGACCCGGGGAGACCUGGAGCACUCCACACUGGGACUGGUAGACCUGGAACACUCCACAUUGGGACUGGUAGACCUGGAGCACUCCACAUUGGGACUGGUAGACCUGGAGCACUCCACACUGGGACCCGGGGAGGCCGUCCUAAAUGCCCACACCACCCACCGAUAUCAA